Mugil cephalus (flathead mullet) is the source of this 5421-nucleotide messenger RNA. RefSeq names its product phospholipid phosphatase 6 (gene plpp6). The record is from RefSeq and is a predicted model, not a curated record. The transcript is spliced from 2 exons. Gene Ontology annotation, molecular function: sphingosine-1-phosphate phosphatase activity. Bases 136 to 996 code for a protein of 286 amino acids. NCBI's taxonomy places the organism in Eukaryota, Metazoa, Chordata, Actinopteri, Mugiliformes, Mugilidae.
UGGACGUGAUAUGAAUUGUGAAGCGUACAGCAAAUGAGCUAAGACAGCGACAAACCGCACAGCACUGCAGACAGUUUAGCACUGCGGUGCCGCUACACCAAACACAACUGUCUCCGUCGGUGGAUAACGGACAACAUGCCCUCUCCUAAAGCUAAAAGCUCCGGCCGCAGCAGCGGAGGAAGCCCGGUGCUCGGCAGCUCCAACGGCCGCUUCGAGUUCACGUCGCUGACGCGGUCGUUGAACCGGUCCUCGCCGCCGCACCUGCAGCGGCAGGGCUCAGACCCGAACACGGCCCGGCUCCGAGCGUCCGAGAGCCCCAACAGACGCAGGGGCUCCAGCUCCUCCACGGGCUCGGCGAGCGGCCAGGGGGCACCGGAGGAAGACGGCAUACGGCUCAACCCCUCCUUCAUCCGCGUAGCGCUCGACUCGCUGCUCGCCAUCGACCUGUGGCUGUCCAAGCGGCUGGGGGUGUGCGCCUGUGAGGACUCGUCCUGGGGCAGCGUGCGCCCCUUGAUGAAGCUCCUGGAGAUAUCGGGGCACGGCAUCCCGUGGCUGGCCGGCACCGCGUACUGUAUGUACAAGAGCGACAGUGCUGCGGGACAGGAAGUCAUGCUCAACCUUUUCAUGGGCCUCCUGCUGGACAUCAUCCUGGUUGGCAUUGUUAAGGCGGUGGUACGUCGGCGUAGGCCGGCACACAACCGCAUGGACAUGUUUGCCACCUUCUCUGUGGACAGCUACUCUUUUCCCUCUGGCCAUGCCACUCGUGCCGCCAUGUGUGGGCGGUUCCUGCUGGCCCACCUGGUGCUGGCUGCCCCGCUGAGGGUCUUGGUCCUGCUGUGGGUGGUCCUGGUGGGGGUCAGUCGAGUACUUCUGGGCAGACACAAUGUGACUGACGUGAUCUUUGGGUUCUGGAUGGGCUACUGCCAGUACAACCUGGUGGAGAUACUGUGGCUCUCUCCUCAAACUCUGCAAGGGCUGCUGGGACAGUUGGCUUAAUGUUAAGGACUGCAGGCGGAGGAGACAUGGUGGUUUAUAUCUUGAUUGUAAGUGUAUGCCUGCACACAUUUUUCUCUUUUAGACUGAUAUACAUGAAAGAUCACUGUUUGAGUAGAGGGGAGAACUGUAUCAAACACAUUUAGCUAAAAUUCACCUCCACCUCAAAUGUUUUAGUAACUAGUUUGUAAUUGGUAAUACAAGAUUUUAAUCACAAGAGACCAAAGGACACAGAUGUGAUCACGUUACCUCCAGAAGUCACUUCACUGACAAUGAUCACUGAGCCUAAGAAUCAUUGAUGAAAUUUGACAUUUACAGCAUGAGGAACUAAAAAUUACAUCUGCAGCACACCUGCAAUUUCAACUUACACCUUUAGGUUUCGCCAAAGAGCAACACUUUAAACUACAACUGCUGUUACUAAGCAAAUAUUUAGUGCGAUCUGUGAGCUUUGCUCAGUGGAUCUGUCUAGACCCCACCUGUAAUAGGACAGCAUGAAGGAAAACUUCAAUAAUUCAUAUUAACUAUUUACUUUGAAAAAAAUAUAAUACAAAUAUGGUUUAUCAAUUAAUGCAUAAUCCAACAGUUAUAUGCAGUAAAUGUGAAACUCAAUAAUAAUAAGUGGAUCAAAGAAAUCUGCAUAAUUUCGAUUUAUACUUUAGUUAAUUCCAAGUCUUCCUGCUGAAAUACCUAGUGACACCUGUAUUUAAUGGUUGGGAUUUGAAUACACGUAAGAAAGGCUCCAGGAAACCUGAAAUGUUCAUGGGAGAAAACUAAUCCAUGUGUCGACACCUAACCCACGUCUAUAGGACCAUUUCUGGAAACUGAUACAGAUAUUGGGUGGUGUUGUCAGAGUCCUUACUUUUUCACAGAAGACUUUUAUUUUGUCUUGUUGAGACCAAUGAUCAGGUAGAUGGUAUUUUGUUUUCAGUGGAUGUUAAUUUCACAGUUUUUUUGUUUUUUUUUGACAGUAUGAUUUUUUUACAGUCUCUGGUUCAUUAAUAAUCAACCAAAACGUCACAUGUGACUGAUAACUAAUCAGCUCUGAUGGAUUACAUGCACUCAACCACGGGGUUAUCAGGUCUUCAACAUAAAUCUCUUACUGCAACUGCUGUACAUGCUCGUCAUAUCAGAUAGGUGCACAGUAUGCAGGUGUUAAGUUUUCUCACUGAAAUACUCUUUUUCUCACACCAUUUAUUUAUUUAAAAAGUUCAUAAUACAUAACUUUGACUCAGUGAAGUCUUAGUGAAAUGCUGGCAAACUUCACUGUAUGUUUGUCUGUAUCAGCGAAGAUUCCUGCAUAAAAAUGGACUUGAGCCUUACGAAGUACAGUGUUACAUACUGUAUAUUUACAUCUUCCUUGUAAAAAAAUAUUCAUGAAACGUGACCUGGAAAAACUGCCAAAAAAUAACUACAGUUUGGGUUCACGUGAUAGUCAAUGAGUUAUGGAUGUGCUGUUUUAAGUAUGUGAUGCAUGAUUAGGGUUUUCAGUUACUUUCACUUGAUGUUGAAUGUUAAAAAAAUAUAUUACAUAUUUGAAGGAGCAAAAAAGGGCAAAACCGGAACAAAUGUUUUCACACAAAACUCUUCAUUCAGAGAGUAGAAGUAGCGUUGCAUUGUGUUUUCUGUUUUCUCAUCCAAAACUAAAUCUCUUUACUGUAAAGUAACAGCAAAUUUGAAUCUAAGAGUUACACUCUGAUACAUCUCUGAUUAUUAUUUACGUUAACAUUUGAUGAGUUUUCGGUGAUCUGACUGCUUUUAAUUUGUGAGUGUUGGGUAUAGAACAAGGUGUUUCUGAGUUUACUUAAAGUUUUGGUGAGGGAAACUUAAUGAAAUGCUUGAAAUACCUGAAAUGUGUUUUAAUUACAGCCUAAGUUUAAGUCUCUCAAGGAAACAAGAAUAGGUGAAGAGCUAGAGCAGUUACCUUUAGGUUUAGCCCAGAACCAGCCACCUGAAAUGUUUUGUUUCGUGAACUCGUAAUUCCUACUGUGAAAUCAUUCCUAAAGAUGCUGUCAUUUAACUGUUUUGAUUUAUUUUGUUUCUUAUUUGCAUUUUUGUUUGUUUGUGGGGAGCAAUAAUUUUAGCCUUAUAGACAAGGAUGUGUAUGAUUAGAUAUAAAUCAGCGCAUGUUUCAAAUGUAUGCAGGUCAUUUCACACAUCAGCAGCAUGACAUCAGGUCUGGGUGAACGAGGACACCUUGUUUAAUUUGUUGCAUAAUAAAGUGGUGUGCUGCCAAGGUUCAUGGACCAGCGAUCAGGACGUAGCAUAUAGGUUUGUAACCUGCUAUGUGACGAGAAUGAAGAUAAAGUUGAUCCAUACAAAAAAAAAGUCUUGCACUUUAAUAUUGUACAUUCCUCAGUUCAUGAUAUAUUUAUGCUGUAUUCCAAUCACUGUCACAAACACUUCUACUCAGUUCUAUGUUCAUAAAGUUAAUAAUCUGUAAAAAGAUUAACAGCCAAGAGUUGAAAAGUGUCAGUCAAUAUUUGAAGAUGGAGUGACCUACUGAACUGAUUCUGAAUAUCUACCACCAUACACUGCGGCCCGUAUGUCAGAACUUUUUUGUUUUUUAACCUAUGUUUAAACAUCCUGCCCUGAGGUGGCUUUUCUGUUCGUCAAUAGCAGCAUGUUUGAUGGUUAAUCCUUUUCAGCGUCAUUUGGAGGGCAGAGGUGCUCCAGGCUGAGUUCCAACAGUUACAGUUAAACCUUAAAUGACGCCAGUGGAUGUCACAACCUAGGUACAUGUUUAACACAUCACAGGGCCCCAUGUCAUUCAAGAAAAAAACAAAAAAGAAAAACGUUUUGCGUAAAUUCAGCAAACCAUGAAAUAGUUUUCUCACGUUCAACUCGAGUGAAGUAGAACUGGAGCUGCAUGUUAAUCCUUACUUUGCUGCCAUGAUGUUUGUAUGGGAUGAGCACAGUUGCUAAUAUGUUUUUUCCAAGGAAAUGAAGUUGCACGGGUUGUGAAGAGAUUUUAAGAGAAGAAAAUGAUGUUGUGCAUGUGUCUCUGCACCCGAUCCAUUCAUUCACUGUUGCUGUGUUCGGGAAAGAGCAGAAAACUGAACAAGUUCAAACAUGUGAGCACUGCCAGAAACUUUUUUUGUGUUUGCUAACCCAUUCUUAACUUAAGUCUUUUCAUUAGAUGCGGAUGUGAAUAUCUGAUUUCCAUGUAAAUGCAUUUAAAACAUGAGUUGUGUCUGUGUGCUUUUUACAAAUAUUGUACUUGACUUUCUGAGAGAUUUAUGACUGUGGCCGUUUUAUGUAGCCUGGGCAGAUUGGCCUGAACCAGAUUCAGAAAUCUGAAAUGAUUCAAAGCUACUUCAUGGACUGUUCCCACUGUUGACAUAUUCCAUUGACUUUGCAAUAAUCCAGUCCAGAGAUCUUCCCAGUGAGAGCCACUGACAUGACUGCUUCCACAUUUUUUAUUCCAUACGUACCAUGUCCAUAUACCUUUUUUUUUAUAUAUAUAUAUAUAAUUAUAUACCAAUCUAAAUCUGACGUGUUGGGUUCCAAGCACCACGUUCCGUUUACUUUUUUUGCCAUUGUUGUUAUUAUUACAUCUGAACUGUGUCUGGAGACUACACCAUUGCAGAUGAAACGGUGAAACUUUAAUCUCCAGGUGCAGUUGUUGUAACUACACCUGAACAUAUAGCUGAAACCUAAAUACACAGCAAGGGUCUCUCUUAGGUUAAAAUCCACAGCAUAUAGUAACUAAAUGGUAUAUACCCAUCACCAUAACAUUCAGACUCCUUAUCUUUCUACACUAACUACGCAAUAAAUAAUAGGCUGGCAGACUACUUUAAAAUUUUCUUUAAAAACAAAUACUCUGAUUCCUCGAGAGUCGCUUUACUUUAUCUAAGAAACCAAUUAAAUACCAUGCACGUUGGCGCUUGUUUGGGAGCUGCCAAGCAUGACGCUGGAUAUCAAACUGCAGGUUAAUGUCUUAUUAGAUAAUGCUCUUGGUUUCCUGACUGUUGCUGAGGCUCCAGUUUUGAACCACACAGGUGGUCUUGCGUUGCGUUUGUGUCGCUCCCAGUCUAAAUCUCGUGGGAAUAUUCCACUUGGAUUGUGUGUCUUUUGUUAAAAAUUUGCAGCGGUGCUUGGAUCCUGUUACGUUUGAUUGCGGUUGUGGUUAUGAUUGACAUUUUUGUGUCACAUAUUUAUUCACAGUUUUUAGAAAGGCGUCCAUUAGAGAAAAUGACUUCUAUACCAUCUCUUCUUGCACAUGAUCAAGAACUACUGUGACGUACUAUAAAUGAUAUUGUAAUCCAGUCGUAUUUACUUGAUGCUGUUAUAUGAUAAUAUAUAGUAUGUCUGUAUAUUCAUGUGAUUGCGUCAUGUUGUGUUCACUGAGUUUGAAUCUGCUGUUAAAUACUCCCUGGGAGCUUAUUCAGGAUUGUAUGGACUUUUAAUUAAAUGGGGAACAAAUGUGAA